Molecule: messenger RNA, 4335 nt
Organism: Coregonus clupeaformis (lake whitefish)
Lineage: Eukaryota; Metazoa; Chordata; Actinopteri; Salmoniformes; Salmonidae
Product: neurofilament heavy polypeptide
Exons: 4
Coding region: 1106-3682 (858 amino acids)
Biological process (GO): axon development
Cellular component (GO): neurofilament; axon
Molecular function (GO): structural constituent of postsynaptic intermediate filament cytoskeleton
Source: RefSeq, a predicted model, not a curated record
GUGUAAAAGCAGAGAAAAUACACGGGUUUGUGCAAUGUUGACACGUGUAGAAACGUUUCAGUCUUUGCAUCCAAGAUCGUGAUGGUAUAAAGUUAUGUGGAAAAUGGGGCUGCAGAACUUUACAGUGACAGAGAUAUAUUUAAGGUGUUCCUUUAAGAUUUACAGUCAUGGUGCCGUGUGUGUGGGAGCCUGAAGGAGUCUGAUCAAUAGGUGCUGUAGUAGGGACAGAAUUAUCCUCCUCAGAUACAUUCCUCCAAAUCAGCUGACACACAUACAAGGACCGCACUAAAAUAGAAAGUGCGUACGUACUUAAUUCUCAGUCAUCUCCACUGUCUGAUUUUUCAAAGAACCUGGGUUAUUGACAGAGGUAAUUCUGGUCCAUCCACUUAUUUACAUUUCUGAGGAUCAUGACGAAGACGUCAAACCUCACACACUGUUAUGAGGUGUAAGAGGUGUAAAGUUGUCAGUGGGCCAGCCAGGUGUGAGUGAGUGAGAGAGAGAGAGGGACAAAGAGAAGGCGCUGCUUUCUGCUGAUGUGCGGUGUGGUUACCCCUGCAGUGUGAGUCUGCAGAUCCACUCCAACCCACCUGGGGGACACACCUGGCCCACUGACAGAACCACACACACUUUCACUGUCAUGUAUUCACAGCACUGACAAAGAGAAUGAAGAGCUGCACAUUAAACGUUCAACUAGUCCAAACACAACAAUAUAAUUGAAACCCAGUUUAUAUUAGCUAUAUACUUUUCUUCUGGUGAACAUGGUAUUGUGGACAUAGUUAUGUUUCAAAAAGUUGACGCCUAUAGGCCUAGGUCUACUGUAACGAACAUGGCACAGAAUCCUAUUGAUGCAUUGUGGGCACUCAGAAAUCAUGAGUAAAUAAUAUAAUACAAUUGGACAUUUGGGUGAAAAUUCAAGAAUCCUAUCAUGCGCUGUAUCAUGGUGUUUCUGUAGUUCGUCUGUGUGAUAAGAAAGGAGUGGUGAUGACGAUAGCGAAGAUGUCUCUUUAAAGAGAGAGAUUGUCCGUGCUGAGUUGUGAGUUUCUCCUCCCGCGGUAUAAAAAGCUCAUCCCUCUCCACCCUGCCGCAGUCUGCAUCCGGCUUAGAGAUGAGCUACCCACUGGACCACCUCUACGGCCACGGCUCCUAUCGCAGGCCACCACAGGGCCACUCUGCCCGGCCCGCCGCUUCCCUCUCCUCCUCCGGCUACCACUCCCAGCCCUGGACGAACUCCCAGCGCCGCCGCCCGGGCUACAGCCAGGCAGCCUCUGCCAACAGCUUGGAGAUCUUUAACGGCGACAUGACUCGGAGGAACGAGAAGGAGAUUCUGCAGACACUCAACGACCGGUUCGCCGGUUACAUCGACAAGGUGCGGAACCUCGAGCUGAUUAACUCGAAUCUGGAGCAGGAAGCGGCUGCGCUGCGACAGAGCCAGACGGGGCGCGCUACCGUGGGAGAGCACUAUGAGCGCGAGCUGGGGGACCUGAGGGUUCUGGUCCAGCAGUUGACCGGGGAGAAGGCACGCACACUCUUGGAGCAAGACCACCUUGAAGAGGACAUCCAGCAUGUGCGGACCAGGCUCGAGGACGAGACACGCAGCCGGGAGGAGCUGGAGGCCGCAGCACGCGUCAUGAACAAGUAUGUGGACGAGUCUGGCCUCACGCGGCUGGAGCUGGACAAGAAGCUGUGCGCGCUGCAGGAAGAAGCCGCGUUCCUGAAGAAGAACCACGAGGAGGAGGUGGCCGAGAUGCUCGCACAGAUCCAGCGUGCACAGGUGAGCUUUGAGCCUCGAGACACGAUCAAGGCUGACGUCACGAGCGCGCUGCGGGAGAUCCGCGCUCAGCUGGAUGGCCACGCGACCAAGAGCGCAAUGCAGGUGGAUGGAUGGUUCAAAGUGCGUAUGGAGCGGUUGGCGGAUGCAGCUCACUCUAACACGGAUGCAAUCCGCGGUGCCCAGGAGGAGAUAGCAGAGUACAGACGGCAGCUGCAGAGCCGCACCAUCGAACUGGAGACCCUCAGAGGAACCAAGGACUCUCUGGAGAGACAACGCAUGGAGAGUGAGGACAGACACUAUGGAGAUAUCCACUCACUACAGGAGACCAUCCAUCAGCUGGACGGUGAACUGAAGAGUACUAAGUGGGAGAUGGCCAGUCAGCUGAGAGAAUAUCAGGAGCUGCUGAACGUCAAGAUGGCUCUGGACAUAGAGAUAGCAGCCUACAGGAAAUUGCUGGAAGGGGAGGAGACUCGGUUCAUAUCUGGGCCAAGCCUGUACUCCUACUCCUCCGUCCACCUGAAGCUGAAGGGGGAGGAGCUCUCAGACACAGUCAUACUGGAGGAACAGACGGAUGAGACACAGGUCACUGAGGUGACAGAGGAAGGAGAGGAAGAGGAGAAGGGAGAAGAGAAGGAAGAGGAAGUAAAGGACGAGGAAGAGGAUGAGACCAAAGCUGAGGUAGAAGAGGGAGAGGGGGAUGGAGCUGAGGAUAAGGGAGGAGAUGAGGAAGAGGUUGAUAAGAAGGAGGAAGAGGAAGGAUCUGAGGAUAAGGGGGAAGGAUCUGAGGAUAAGGGGGAAGAGGAGGCAGGUGAGGAGAAAGAGGAAGAGAAGUCUAAGUCACCUGAGGAGGCUGCUUCUCCCCAAUCUAAGUCUCCCCCCAAAACCCCCCAGGCCAAAUCUCCCGCCGUCAAAUCCCCUGAAUCCAAAUCACCCCCAGCCAAAUCUCCCCUCCCCAAAUCACCCACCAAGUCUCCCGCCCCCAAAUCUCCCACAGAGAAAUCUCCCCAGCCCAAAUCUCUGGACGUGAAAUCACCAUCUAAAUCUCCCCCCAGCAAAUCCCCAGAGUCUAAGUCCCCUUCCAAGUCCCCCCUCCCCAAAUCUCCUGAACCCAAGUCCCCCAUCCAGGAGAAAGCCAAGCCCCCUGCAGAAGACAAACCAGCCAAGGAGGAGAAGAAAGAGAAGGAACAACCCCAGCCUGUAAAGGAGGAGAAGAAAGAGAAGGAACAACCCCAGCCUGUAAAGGAGGAGAAGAAAGAGAAGGAACAACCCCAGCCUGUAAAGGAGGAGAAGAAAGAGAAGGAACAACCCCAGCCUGUAAUGGAGGAGAAGAAAGAGAAGGAACAACCCCAGCCUGUAAAGGAGGAGAAGAAAGAGGAGCCAGAACCCACGGAGAAGGAGAAGAGUGAGAGCCAGCCUAAAGAGGAGAAGGAGAAGAGUGAGAGCCAGCCUAAAGAGGAGAAGGCUGAGGAGAAGACAGACAAACCAGACCCCAAGAAGGAGAGCAAGCCAGAGGAGACCCCCACGAAGACUGAGACCCCAUCACCUGCCCCCCCUGCCGCCACCCCGGCCAAGCCUGCAGAGGAGAAGCCCACCCCCGCCAAGGAGAGCCCCACCCCUGCUAAGAAGGAAGAGGAGAAACAGGCCCCGUCCAAAAUAGAUGAAAAACCUCAGGCAGAGGUGAAGCCUGCUCCCAAAGAAUCACCAGAGAAAACAGAGAGCAAGAAAGAGGAGAAGAAAGCAGAGCCCAAAGAGGAGGUAAAGGAGGAUAAGAAGACAGAUAAGAAAGAGAACAAGCAGGAGGCCUCUAAAGCGUCCGACAGUAAAGAGGCAAAGGAUACGAAGGAGGGAGGGAAGGCAGAGAAGUCAGAAAAGUCCUCAAGCGCUGAGGUCAAAGAGAAAGCCAAGAAGUGAAUCACUAAUGCGCUGUGUAUGAGCCAAGAGGAGAGAGACCCCAAAUAACUAUCGGGGAGGGAUGGAGGGGGGGGUGAUGCUACUGAAGACCUGAGCAGCCUUUGUAAAAGGGAGGCCAGAGUAGGAGACAAACAGUAAACAAACAAAGCAAUAGUGUUUCUAUAGUUACUAAUCCAUGGGUACUCAACCCUGAUGCUUCUUCUAAUGUAUGACUAAAGAAUGCAGAAUACUCUAAACUCUAUCUGAAUGUGUCUGACUGCCCGUCAAUAAUAACAAGUGCAUUAAAACAGCAGCAUCGCUCUGGCUGGGAGCACAGCAUAGGGCCAUGUACCUUCUGAAGCCUUCAAGGGCAGAGAUGUCAACAAAUGUCUAUAAAAGAUUGUGACAGAUUAAUAUAUUGUACUGUAUAUGUAUAUUUAUGACGAUAUAAAUGAGUAUAUUACAUUGAUGAAUAUAAAAAGCAGAGAAAGACAAUGAACCUCAUUGUGCACCUUAAACAGCUCCCUGUCUGAUGGCUGUGCUGAGUCACUGUGCUGUGGUUAGUAUGCUAGGUCAGGGAGAACUCUGAUGUCAGGGAUGACUGUGCCAUGUAUAAACUGCUGAGAAUAUGCAAUAUAAAAACUGAUGGAACUAAUAAAGUUAAAACUGAAAGA